AUGGCGGCCCCGACCACCGCCAGCCCACCCAGUGGGACCUCAAAACCCGCCGUCUCGCCUUCUCCGACGGCCUCGACGGCGUCGUCACUGCAUUCCAUGCCGGAUGCGCCCGCGCUGCCCCCUCCCGUGCUUCACCAGUCUGGAGCGCACGGCGUGCAAGCUGCUGCCGAAGCUCUCCUGAAGCCCAGAAAACCAACCAUGACGUCGCGUCUGAGCAGCAUGUUUGGCUCCAGCAAGGACCCCGCGGCCAAGGCCCAGGCCAACGGAGACAUUGUCAAGGCGGCUCGAGUCGCCAACGGCGUCGACACCGCCAACGGCCGUCCGCCACCCGUCCGCCAGGGCUCCGUCUCCAGGCCCACCAAGGAGCCCGUGACCUACAAGCGCUUCUGGGUCCAAGAGGAUGGCGGCCACGAGCACCACCUCAAGGUGGCCAAACGCCAGGAGAAGCUGUCCGACAUGUUCCAGAACCUGAUGCUGGGCAAGAAGAAGGAAGACAACCCCGCGGACCAGCCUCUUAGUCUCAUGUCAAACUGGGUCGACGUUAUGCGCAACGAGAAGGAAAAGCUCGCCGAAGCAAAGCACUCUCCCAACAACCUGCCGCAGACACUGGUGCAAAAGUACGGCAAAUGUCAAGAGGUGGUUGGGCGCGGAGCUUUCGGCAUCGUUCGAGUCGCCCACAAACAGGACCCGAAGGACUCGAGGCGUGAGCAGCUCUACGCUGUGAAGGAGUUCAAGCAGCGGCCCAACGAGUCUGCCAAGAAGUACCAGAAGCGUCUCACCUCCGAGUUCUGCAUAUCGUCUUCCAUGCAGCACCCCAACGUCAUCACCACCCUCGACCUGCUCCAGGACGAGAAGGGUGUAUACUGCGAGGUCAUGGAGUACUGCUCUGGCGGCGAUCUGUACACCCUCGUACUGGCCGCUGGCCAGCUCGAGGUUGCCGAGGCUGACUGCUUCUUCAAGCAGUUGAUGCGCGGCGUCGAAUACAUGCACGAGAUGGGUGUUGCGCACCGUGAUCUCAAGCCCGAGAACCUCCUCCUGACUACCCACGGUUCCAUCAAGAUCACCGACUUUGGCAACGGCGAGUGCUUCAGGAUGGCUUGGGAGAAGGAAGCCCACAUGACGGCUGGACUCUGCGGUUCGGCACCUUACAUUGCACCCGAGGAGUACGUCGACAAGGAGUUCGACCCUCGUGCCGUCGAUGUCUGGGCUUGUGGCAUCAUCUACAUGGCCUUGAGGACGGGUCGUCAUCUUUGGCGGGUCGCUCAAAAGGGCGAGGAUGAGUUCUUUGAUCGAUACCUUGAAGAUCGCAAAGAAGAAGAGGGCUACCGACCUAUAGAGGUUCUACGGAGACGUCAAUGUCGUAACGUGAUUUACUCAAUCCUCGACCCAAUCCCUGCACGUCGUCUCACUGCCCAUCAAGUUCUAGCCUCCGAGUGGGUUUCGGAGAUCAAGGUCUGCCAUGCAGGCAACGAAGGCUUCUAG
Molecule: messenger RNA, 1482 nt
Organism: Ascochyta rabiei
Lineage: Eukaryota; Fungi; Ascomycota; Dothideomycetes; Pleosporales; Didymellaceae
Product: serine/threonine-protein kinase HAL4/sat4
Exons: 2
Coding region: 1-1482 (493 amino acids)
Biological process (GO): intracellular monoatomic cation homeostasis; protein phosphorylation; intracellular signal transduction
Molecular function (GO): protein serine/threonine kinase activity; ATP binding
Source: RefSeq, a predicted model, not a curated record